AUGGCCACACCAAUAACCUGGGCACAAGAAGUAAUCAUUUGUGAUAUAUGUCACGAAGACGCAACAUAUCAAUUUUGUCAUAGCUGUCAGGUCAAACUCUGUGGAAACUGCAUAAAUGAACAUGUCAAUGCAGAAAAACUACUCCCGCAUGAUAUUGUUCCCUUUACGAAAAGAAACGAGAAAGUGGUUAGCCGGCUGUGUGAAAUACAUCCAGGCCAGAAAUGUGAGGCUUGCUGCCAUCAAUGCGAUGUCCUAAUUUGUAUGAAAUGUGUCAUUGCGUCUCACCAAAGCCACCAGAUCGAGGAAAUUCCUUCCGCUUAUCUUGACAACAUGAAGAAAAUUAACCUAGAUACUGAUGAACUUCAGAAGAUUUUAGAUUUAGAUAAGGAGCAAAGUGAUGCCCGUGAAUCAAAUAUUAAGGAUAGAAUUGCGAAAACAUCUGCAAACUUUGAAGAGCUUGAAAGAGAAUUGGAACACCCCAGAAGUUUAUGGCAUCAGGAAGUCUACGAAAUCUUUGACAAACACAAAACUUUAAUUAAAUCCCUGAAGGAAAAAGCGGUAAUUUCUCUGGUCGAACAAAACCUUCACCCAAAUAGAGUCACCCAGAAAAUGCUGCAAACAAUAAAAGAAAACAAAGACAUUCUUAGAUCCAAAACAGUCUCCAAAGUUGUCAACUACAUAUCAAAACCUCAUGGAUACCAAGAUAUUCCUGUAGAUAUUGAUGUGGCCAUUCCUUCCUUGAAAAUAACCACAGAUCAAGGUAAAGAACUCAGUAUAGAACUGGGAGAACACAAAGCUACAUUAACACAGACAACACCCUUCAGUCCGAACAGUGACACUUCAAUAUCGUCAUUUGGCAAGUUCUGCGUUAUUGCUGAUAUUCAAACUCCACUGAGUUGUAUUGACGCUAUAUCCUGUGUUGGAUCUGAUGAAGCCUGGAUUGCUGGAACAAGCAAUGUUAUUCUACGUUUUGACAAAUUGAGUGGCUCUGUUAAGGAAUCUAUCAAAAUUACAGGGGAGCCAGCAGACAUGUCGGUAACUCAACAAGGAGAACUGAUAUUUACUGAUUUUGCCAAUAAAAGUGUUACCAUUGUCAAACAUGGUAUGACAGAAACCCUGAUAAAAGCACCUCUAGGUUGGAGAGCAUACGGACUAUGCUGCACUAAUAACGGUGAUAUCCUUGUCAGCAUGAACACUGAGGAUGAAAGGCAACACAAAAUAGUUCGGUUUCAGGGAAAGGUAGUAAAACAAGAAAUAGAAAAAGAUUUGGAUGGCAACCACAUUUUCCAAAGAGGAGGCUACAUACUUUAUUUGGCCGAAAACACAAACGGGGACAUUUGCGCCUCUGAUGGAAAUGCAAAGAAAGUUGUUGUGGUGGAUGCAACAGGGAUUGUCAGAUUUCGUUAUAAUGGUUAUGGAGCCAGAGGGAAGAAAUAUUUCUCUCCAGAACAAAUCGCUACCGAUUCCAUGAGUCAGAUCAUCGUGACGGAUCAGAAGAAUGAUUGUUUACACAUUCUUGAUCAAAACGGACAUUUCCUACAAUGUGUGGAUUACUGUGGAUUAGACGCACCGGGAGGUUUGAGUGUAGACAGUAAGGGAAGAUAUUGGGUUGGUUUGCAUUCUGGAAAAUUAAAAAUGAUUUCAUUAUUGAAGAUGUAA
This is a messenger RNA of Saccostrea cuccullata (small rock oyster), 1659 nucleotides long. RefSeq lists its product as uncharacterized. The coding region runs from base 1 to 1659 and encodes 552 amino acids. The record is from RefSeq and is a predicted model, not a curated record. Lineage: Eukaryota; Metazoa; Mollusca; Bivalvia; Ostreida; Ostreidae. The transcript has a single exon. Gene Ontology annotation, molecular function: zinc ion binding; ubiquitin protein ligase activity.